AUGGCACGCGCCUACCUCGCGGUGGACGUCGAGCUCGCGUCGGCGUUCCUGGCGGCCCAGGAGGACAAGGGCCUGCGCUGGCUCAAGGCCAAGGUCGAGGGCGAGGCCGUGCGCCUCGUGUCGUCCGGGCGCAUGGGCGCCUCCAUCGGCGCCGACUUCGACGCGCUGCAGGCCGACGCGAGCCUGGCCAUCGACGAGCCGGCCUUCGUGCUCUUCAGCCGCGACGCCGAGGCGCUCGCGGCCGGCGCGGCGCGGUCGUGGCAGCUCGUGUGCUGGGUGCCCGACUCCGCGGCGCCGCGGCUGAAGAUGAUCUACAGCAGCUCGCGCGAGGACCUGAAGGGCAGCCUGGGCGGUGGCUUCUUCAGCAGCUUCAAGGACUACUGCGCCAACGACGGCGGCGACAUGGCCUGGUCGCACGUGGCCGGCGCCGAGGCGGGCGGCGCGCCCGCGCCGCUCACGGACAAGGAGCUCUUCCUGAAGGAGGAGCAGAAGCUGGAGAAGGACACGCGGAGCAGCGUCGGCAUGGCGUCCGUGCCCUUCCGCCUCGCCGACGACCUCGAGGCGGCGCUGCGGGCCUUCGUCGCGGGCGAGGCGGACUUCGUCGAGGCCGUCGUCGGCGACUGCGAGACGCUCAAGCUCGCGGCGCCGCACCAGACGCUCGGCGGCGCGGGCGACCUCAAGGACGCGCUCAGCGCCCUCGACGCGCCGCGCUUCCUGCUCGUGGCCAAGCCCAAGCCCGGCGGCGGCGCGGCGAAGCUCUUCGUCUACUACUGCCCCGAGUCCGCGCCCGUCAAGGCGAAGAUGACCUACUCGACGGCCAAGGCGACCUUCGCCGACAUCCUCGCGGGGCCCCUCGGCGUCGACCCGGAGAAGACCCUCGAGGUCCGCGACGCCGGCGACCUCCAGGCGGACGUCGACGCGGUCGUCGCGCCGCCGGCCGACGACCGCGCGAUCAAGCACGCGGCCAACUCCAAGCCCAAGGGGCCCGGCCGCCGCUCGACGACGCGCGGCUCCGCGAAACUGAAGAAGUGGACGCCCGAGGGCUGA
This is a messenger RNA of Aureococcus anophagefferens, 1047 nucleotides long. Its product is annotated as expressed protein. Bases 1 to 1047 code for a protein of 348 amino acids. NCBI's taxonomy places the organism in Eukaryota, Pelagophyceae, Pelagomonadales, Pelagomonadaceae. The transcript has a single exon. The record is from RefSeq and is a predicted model, not a curated record. Gene Ontology annotation, biological process: actin filament depolymerization; barbed-end actin filament capping. Gene Ontology annotation, cellular component: actin filament; cytoplasm. Gene Ontology annotation, molecular function: actin monomer binding; actin filament binding.